Molecule: messenger RNA, 747 nt
Organism: Aspergillus chevalieri
Lineage: Eukaryota; Fungi; Ascomycota; Eurotiomycetes; Eurotiales; Aspergillaceae
Product: 14-3-3 adaptor artA-like protein
Exons: 5
Coding region: 1-747 (248 amino acids)
Biological process (GO): signal transduction
Cellular component (GO): cytoplasm
Source: RefSeq, a predicted model, not a curated record
AUGGUCACCUACAUGAAGGAAGUUGCCAACAUUGGAGGCGAACUUACCGUCGAUGAGCGUAACCUUCUGUCCGUUGCGUACAAGAACGUUGUCGGCACCCGCCGUGCCUCUUGGCGUAUCAUCUCCUCCAUCGAACAGAAGGAGGAGUCCAAGGGUUCUGAGCAGCACGUUGGCAUCAUCCGUGACUACCGCCUGAAGAUCGAGAAGGAACUCGAGCGCGUCUGCGGGGAUGUCCUCGACGUUCUGGACCAGGCCCUCAUUCCCAAGGCCGAGACUGGCGAGUCCAAGGUCUUCUACUACAAGAUGAAGGGUGACUACCACCGUUACCUUGCUGAGUUCGCUUCUGGCGGCCAGCGUAAGGAGGCUGCUACCGCCGCCCACGAGGCUUACAAGAACGCUACCGAUGUCGCUCAGACCGAACUCACCCCAACCCACCCUAUCCGUCUUGGACUCGCCCUCAACUUCUCCGUUUUCUACUACGAGAUUCUGAACUCGCCCGACCGUGCUUGCCACCUUGCCAAGCAGGCGUUCGAUGACGCCAUUGCUGAGCUCGACUCCCUCUCCGAAGAGAGCUACCGUGACAGCACCCUGAUCAUGCAGCUCUUGCGUGACAACCUGACCUUGUGGACGUCGUCUGACGGCAACGAGGGCGAGGCUGGCGCCAAGGAGGACAAGCCCGAGGAGGAGUCCGCUCCGGCUCCUGAGGACAAGGGUGAGGAGUCCAAGCCUGCUGCUCCCGAAUCCUAA